Molecule: messenger RNA, 1137 nt
Organism: Mangifera indica (mango)
Lineage: Eukaryota; Viridiplantae; Streptophyta; Magnoliopsida; Sapindales; Anacardiaceae
Product: ribosomal RNA small subunit methyltransferase nep-1-like
Exons: 8
Coding region: 186-1010 (274 amino acids)
Biological process (GO): rRNA base methylation
Cellular component (GO): small-subunit processome; nucleolus
Molecular function (GO): rRNA binding; rRNA (pseudouridine) methyltransferase activity
Source: RefSeq, a predicted model, not a curated record
CCCAAAGCUCAGUGGAUCGCCCCGAUUAGAAGAUUUCGCGGGUCAAAAUAUUGAGCUGGGUCGAUUUCGUUGUUUUAAUAUAAGCCUAAACCCUAAAAGUCCCAGCUGGGGUUUUGCACGCUUCGAUUCAAUUUCAAGGCUUCCUUCUUUCUUUCACAGGUUUAUUUGAUUUAUUGUGAGAAAAGAUGGUGAGGCCUUAUACGAUGAAAGGUCAUAAGAGGAAGAAGAAGAGUGAAGAGGAUAGAUAUGAUAGGGAGGAAGAAGAACAGGAGCAGCCUGACGGAUUUGAUGAGAAGGAAGAUCAAGGACACGAAGAAGAAGAAGAAGCCGUACAUGAGAUGGAGGGCAUUCCUAUUGGCCCGUCCGAUCGAAGUACGAAGAAACCUGGAGUUAUAUUUGUUCUAGAGAAAGCUUCUCUUGAAGUUGCAAAAGUUGGAAAGAGUUACCAGAUAUUAAAUUCAGAUGAUCAUGCUAAUUUCUUGAAAAGGAAUAACAAAAAUCCGGCUGAUUACAGGCCUGACAUUGUUCAUCAGGCUCUUUUAUCAAUUUUAGACAGCCCACUAACUAAGGCCGGGAGGUUGCGAGCUGUGUUUGUUAAAACGGAGAAAGGUGUUCUUUUUGAAGUUAAACCGCAUGUUCGUUUACCAAGGACAUAUAAGCGCUUUUCUGGUAUCAUGUUGCAGCUGCUACAAAAGCUAAGUAUAACUGCUGCUGGUAAGCGUGAGAAACUAUUACGGGUGAUCAAGAAUCCUGUCACCCAGUAUUUACCUGUAAACUCUCAAAAGAUAGGUUUCUCAUAUAGUUCAGACAAAUUGGUUAAGAUGAGGAAUCAUGUGGCUCCUAUCAGCGAUGAUGUGGACCUUGUUUUUGUGGUUGGUGCAAUGGCUCAUGGGAAGAUUGAGACGGAUUAUACAGAUGACUUAAUAGCUAUUUCUGGUUAUCCAAUGAGUGCCGCCCGUUGCAUUGCAAGAAUUUGUGAGGCUCUGGAAGACAAGUGGGAUAUAUUAUAAGCUAAUUUAACUACCCCCAAAGGGAUUAGUUCAAUUUUUGAGUAAUUUAUUUUUGUAUCCAUUAUGUAAACAAAGUAUCUAACUUGAAGAUAUUUGUCAAAAAUGAAAUUUGUGAGACUUUUGUGAA